Messenger RNA from Elephantulus edwardii (Cape elephant shrew), 2255 nucleotides. It is a transcript of the gene FRMD5, whose product is annotated as FERM domain containing 5. The transcript has 14 exons. The record is from RefSeq and is a predicted model, not a curated record. Lineage: Eukaryota; Metazoa; Chordata; Mammalia; Macroscelidea; Macroscelididae. Gene Ontology annotation, cellular component: cytoskeleton. Gene Ontology annotation, molecular function: cytoskeletal protein binding. The coding region runs from base 184 to 1896 and encodes 570 amino acids.
GGCUGAGGAGAAGGAGGUGGAGAAGGAGGAGGGGCGGGACCGGCUGGAAGCAGCGGUAGCAGCAGGCUGGGGUGAUGGUGCAGGUGCCCGGGGCCCGCGCGGAACUGCCCGGUUGAGGGGCGCCUGGUCCGGGGUCCGCAGCGCCGCCGCGUCGCUCCCGGAGGCGGGCGAGCGGGCGGGAAGAUGCUGAGCAGGUUGAUGAGCGGCAGCAGCAGGAGCCUGGAGCGAGAGUACAGCUGCACGGUGCGGCUGCUGGACGACAGCGAAUACACCUGCACCAUCCAGAGAGAUGCCAAAGGCCAGUACCUGUUUGACCUUCUUUGCCACCACCUGAACCUACUUGAGAAAGACUAUUUUGGGAUCAGAUUUGUGGACCCUGACAAGCAGCGGCAUUGGUUGGAGUUUACAAAGUCUGUUGUGAAGCAAUUGAGAUCCCAGCCUCCAUUCACCAUGUGUUUCCGUGUGAAGUUUUACCCUGCAGACCCUGCUGCCCUGAAAGAGGAAAUAACCAGGUAUUUAGUCUUCCUGCAGAUCAAAAGGGAUCUCUACCAUGGCCGCCUCCUCUGUAAAACAUCGGAUGCUGCCUUGUUAGCAGCCUAUAUCCUUCAAGCGGAGAUUGGGGAUUAUGAUCCAGGAAAGCAUCCGGAAGGCUACAGCUCCAAGUUCCAGUUUUUCCCAAAACAUUCAGAGAAACUGGAAAGAAAAAUUGCUGAGAUUCACAAGACAGAGCUCAGUGGUCAGACACCAGCAACCUCAGAGCUGAACUUCUUACGGAAAGCGCAGACAUUGGAGACCUACGGGGUGGAUCCCCACCCGUGUAAGGAUGUGUCAGGAAAUGCUGCGUUUCUUGCCUUCACCCCUUUUGGAUUUGUUGUUCUGCAAGGAAAUAAGAGAGUCCACUUCAUUAAGUGGAAUGAGGUGACCAAGCUGAAAUUUGAAGGAAAAACUUUCUAUUUGCACGUAAGCCAGAAAGAGGAAAAGAAAAUUAUUCUCACGUAUUUUGCUCCAACUCCAGAAGCCUGCAAGCACCUCUGGAAAUGUGGGAUUGAGAACCAAGCUUUCUACAAGCUGGAGAAGUCAAGCCAAGUACGUACUGUGUCGAGCAGCAAUCUGUUCUUUAAAGGGAGCCGGUUCCGAUACAGUGGCCGAGUUGCAAAAGAAGUAAUGGAAUCUAGUGCCAAAAUCAAACGGGAGCCACCAGAAAUACACAGAGCAGGGAUGGUUCCAAGUCAGAGCUGCCCUUCCAUAACCCACGGCCCAAGGCUGAGCAGUGUGCCCCGGACCCGCAGAAGAGCCGUCCACAUCUCCAUCAUGGAAGGCCUGGAGUCCCUCCGGGACAGUGCCCACUCCACGCCAGUGCGCUCCUCUUCCCACGGGGACACCUUCCUGCCUCACGUGAGAAGCAGCCGGGCAGACAGCAAUGAGCGAGUGGCUGUGAUUGCAGACGAGGUCUACAGUCCCGCAGACAGCGUGCUGCCCACCCCUGUGGCCGAGCAUAGCCUGGAGCUGAUGCUGCUCUCUCGGCAGAUCAACGGGGCCACCUGCAGCAUCGAGGAGGAAAAGGAGUCUGAAGCCAGCACCCCAACUGCUGCAGAGGUGGAGGCCCUUGGGGGAGAGCUGAGGGCCCUGUGUCAUGGGCACGGCAGGCCAGAGGAGGAACAGGUGAAUAAGUUUGUUUUAAGUGUCCUCCGUUUGCUCCUUGUGACCAUGGGACUCCUCUUUGUUUUGCUCCUCCUCCUGAUCAUCCUUACUGAGUCUGACCUUGACAUUGCCUUUUUCCGAGAUAUCCGCCAGACCCCCGAGUUUGAACAAUUCCACUAUCAAUACUUUUGUCCCCUCAGGCGAUGGUUUGCCUGCAAAAUCCGCUCAGUGGUGAGCCUGCUCAUUGACACCUGAGAAGGCAUGACUCCUCCCUAUAACUAGCCAGGUGGACCAAGGAGAACCUGGCUACCCCUUCCCAGCAAAGGGACCCGACCCAUCGCGGAACCAUCGGCACACAUACCAAGUCCUCCUCUCAUGACUCAAAGUCCACUGCAGCCUAGGAGGGUCGUUUCCCAGAAGAAGAAAGGGAGAGGCUCGUGCCCUGUCCAAACAAACUGGGAAAAUUCAUGUUCUUCAAAGGUUCUUUCAAGAAAGGCUCAGCGACUCUCUCAUCCUUCCAAUUUGCAGGAUAACUUUUGGUUUUGAAUUUUGACUUUUCAUAGAUGUGUAUUAUUUUGAAAGUACUAAAUAAAGAAAAUUUAUUUUACUAUUAA